This is a messenger RNA of Pectinophora gossypiella (pink bollworm), 1299 nucleotides long. RefSeq lists its product as uncharacterized. NCBI's taxonomy places the organism in Eukaryota, Metazoa, Arthropoda, Insecta, Lepidoptera, Gelechiidae. Bases 1 to 1299 code for a protein of 432 amino acids. The record is from RefSeq and is a predicted model, not a curated record. The transcript is spliced from 2 exons.
AUGUCAACGGACGUCUCGGAGAUGAUUGCCAAUCAGGAGUCUAUCUUUAUAACUCUAAAACAACUAUGUUCCAACUACAAGAAAGAUAGUCCCUCAAGGAAGACUCUGACGUACCUGGAGGAACAUCUUAAGCGUCUAAACUCUAACUGGGAGAAGUUUUGUAAAGCAGCGAUUUUGGAUGAACAAGCUAUAGUGCAAUUGUGUGAUUGUUUUUCGGAAAAAGACGUCGAACAAGCCAGAGAAGUCCUCGUCGGGCUGUCCCUGCUACGCAACACGAGAAAGGGAGACGGGAAGAAGAAACGAAGCUUGCAGGAUAUCGUAACGGCAAUUAAGGAAACGGCGACAGAUCAGUCACCACCAGUCUUCGUCGCAAAAGAUCUUCUCCGCCUGCCCCCCGUAACGUUCGACUACAUUGACGUCUCAACAUUACUAAAGGAAAUUCUACGUUUAAAACAGGACGUGCAUAAUAUACAGUGCGAUUAUCUAAGAACAAAAGAUUUAACAUCUAUUACUGAUCAAGUACAAAUCCUGCAAAACACAAGGACGAAGCAAGAAAGCGAUCAAAACCUGACAAAAAUACCAUGUGAGAAAAAGACGGAGAAAAUAAUUACGAAUAAGACAAGAAAAUUAGACACACGACACGCAAAAAUUAAGAAAAAUCCAUCAAAAAUACUGAAGGUGGGAGAAGAAAAAGGCACUAACGGUCAAGUGACGUCAGCGACUUCGAACACGGCGCGCGAGCCGCAUCCUAGCAGCGGGGUGCGCAGUGGCUGCGCGAGCGCCGAACCACAGUCGCGUGCAAUAAGUAGCCCAAUCACAAAAUCGAGUCUUUUGACUCUGAACGACACUAUUACCGACAAUAAUAAUACGACAGACGACAGUUUUACAACAGUCGUGCACAAGAAGCCUCGCUACAGAACGAUUAAGAGAAAUAAAAACAACGUCGGAACUGCUCAACUACAUAGUAGCAAAAUACAAGUCGCGCCAAGACUUACAUAUAUUUAUGUAUCAAGGUUUCACCCGGAAACAACCACAGACGACAUAAAAGAUUUUUUACAAGAAAACGACAAAACUGUCGUAAAUAUUGAAAAACUUACGCAGUACAAUAGUACCGAUUUUUCUUCUUUUAAAAUUACGACUUAUCAGGCACAGGAAGGCACAUUACUUAACGAACAAUUCUGGCCAAGUGGAAUAGUUUAUAGGAGAUACAAACUAAAGCGAGGCCCGCGAUCACCGCAGGCGCCUCAGGCUUACGCUGGUGCGGCACCUGUCAGCGGCGGCGGCACCAUCCGCGUUUAA